This is a messenger RNA of Loxodonta africana (African savanna elephant), 856 nucleotides long. It is a transcript of the gene NUDT2, whose product is annotated as nudix hydrolase 2. Gene Ontology annotation, molecular function: bis(5'-nucleosyl)-tetraphosphatase (asymmetrical) activity. Gene Ontology annotation, biological process: AMP biosynthetic process; ATP biosynthetic process. NCBI's taxonomy places the organism in Eukaryota, Metazoa, Chordata, Mammalia, Proboscidea, Elephantidae. The record is from RefSeq and is a predicted model, not a curated record. Bases 126 to 569 code for a protein of 147 amino acids. The transcript is spliced from 3 exons.
AGCCUUCUGCCCAACUCUAUUCGUCACUCGAAGCUCAACCCGGCUUGCCUGAUUGGCCAUUAAACUGUCAGUCUCUGCUGAAGGCCGGCUUCCUGCCUCCGGCUGGUUGGGUCCUUAGAUACACCAUGGCCCUGAGAGCGUGUGGCUUGAUCAUCUUCCGAAGGCACCUCAUUCCCAAAAUAGACAACAGUUCAAUUGAGUUUCUACUGCUACAGGCAUCAGACGGCAUUCAUCACUGGACUCCUCCCAAAGGCCACGUGGAUCCAGGAGAAAAUGACUUGGAAACAGCCCUGAGGGAGACUCAGGAGGAAGCGGGCAUAGAAGCAGGCCAGCUGACCAUCAUUGAGGGGUUCAGAAAGGACCUUAAUUAUGUGGCCAGGGGGAAGCCUAAAACAGUCAUCUACUGGCUGGCGGAGGUAAAGGACUAUAAUGUGGAGAUCCGCCUCUCCCACGAGCACCAAGCCUACCGCUGGCUGAGUCUGGAAGAGGCCUGCCAAUUGGCUCAGUUCGAGGAGAUGAAGGCAGCACUCAAAGAAGGACACCAAUUCCUCUGCUCCACAGCAGCCUAAGCUGUCAGAGCAAUCAUUUGGCUUUCUCCAGAUGGGCCUCGAUAGGAUCUUUGAGAGCCUUCUGAGAUGAACCCACCCUCCAGCUCUGGGGAAUAUUGUUCUGGUCUUUGGCUCAUUACAGCAAAGGAUAGAUAUGUUAAUGAAAUCAGCUCAGGACUUUCAGAUGAGAGCAAGCAAAAAUCUCAGGUGGGUAGAAAAGAAAACAAAGGAGGAGUUAAAAAAAGAAUGUCAGGCCCAGUAAAUGCAUCCUUGUACUUUAUAAAUACACCUCAAGUAGCUUAUCUGUC